GCCGGGACUAAAUAUUAGUAUUGAGAAAUCAUUAUCUAUUAAGCUGGUAUUCAGGAUUCAAUACAAGAAUAAAGCAUGUAUUUUAAGACCCUUUGUUAAGUUAUCCAACAGAGUUAAUUAAGUACGUUUCUUAUGUAAGAACUUGGCACUUUCGUUUCAUGCACUGAUGAAGAUGCUAAAAUCCAUGUGGACCUUAGUUGUCACCUCUGUUAAAUUAUUCAAAUUAGUCAUUGUUAAGUUAUCAUAUAGAGUUAGUUGUGUGUGUUUAUACAGCCAACACUCAACACUUUUAAGCUAUGUGCACAUGUCACUCACGUGAUUUUUCUUCUUUGCUCCAAGCUAGCUUGCCCCUUAUUUAUCCAGGUUAAGAUUCCAACGGUCUCUUCACUUUUGAGAAACAAUGGCAUCAAUAAUCACCGAUGAAUGUCAAAAUUUAAUCUUAAUCCCCUUAUGUUUCUUCGCAUUCCUCUGUCUUAUUUUCUUUUUCACAAAACCAACGCAUAGCGUCCGUUUGCCUCCAAGCCCUCCUUCUCUUCCAAUCAUCGGCCAUCUUCACCAUCUCCUAUUUUUCUUACUCGACAAGCCUUAUUUUUACAUUUUUGAUAUUAUACCUCACGUGUUCUUACAUAUGCUCUCUUCCAAAUAUGGAACUCUCCUCCUUCUCCGAGCCUCUUUCUUCCCCUUCAUCCUUGUCUCUUCAGCCUCUGUAGCCUACGAGAUCUUUACAGCUCACGACGUGAACGUUUCAUCUCGCAACCCCCCUACGAACGACGGGUCCCUCCUCUUCGAUACGUCUGGAUUCGUUACCGCACCUUAUGGAGGUCACUUUAAGUUCAUGAAGAAACUCAUCGUUACAAAGCUGUUGGGACCCAACGCGCAAGUCCAGUCACGAAGCAUCCGCACAGAUGAGCUAGAGCGGUUACGCGGGAACCUGCUCGACAAGGCGAGGAAGAAGGAGAGCGUUGAGAUUAACAAGGAAGCGAGGGAGCUUGUCGGGAACAUCGUUGCCAGGAUGACAAUGGGAAGGAGUUUUACAGAGGAGAACGGUGAUAUAGAGAGUAUCCUAAGUUUGGUUGCCAAGGCAAAUGCGUCGAAGAUAAAGAUUACCUUAUCAGUCUUGAUUUUUGGACAGCUCGAGAAGCUUGGAAUUUCAUGGUUCAAGAAAAGAAGGGUUUUCAAAAGAUUCGACAGGCUGUUGGAGAGGUUUCUUGAGGAACACAAAGAGAAACCAAAUAAGGAUCGAUGCAUGGAUAUGAUAGAUGUGUUGUUGGCAGUUUCUGAAGCUGAAAAUGCAGAAUACAAGACCACUAGGAACAACAUCAAGACGUUUUUGGUGGAGCUUCUCUUUGGAGGCAUUGAUACCUCGGUGAACUCAGUACAGUGGACAAUGGCCGAGAUCAUUAACAACCCUAUUAUUGCUGAGAGAUUGAGAGAAGAAGUUGAUUCCGUUGUAGGGAAAUCAAGGUUAAUUCAAGAAACGGAUCUGCCAAACCUCCCUUACUUGCAAGCAGUCAUCAAGGAAGCACUAAGAUUGCACCCACCAGUGCCUAUCAUACCAAGGGCAUUCAAUCAAGGAUGUACGGUAGGAGGAUUCUUCGUACCAGAGAAGACGACUCUUCUAGUUAACGUUUAUGCUGUGAUGAGAGAUCCAAAUGUAUGGGAAAAUCCUCUUGAGUUCAAGCCAGAGAGGUUUCUAACUUCUUUAAGUUCAGGGCAAGAAGAGGAGAGAAAAAGGCAAGUACUGAAGUACCUUCCUUUUGGUAGCGGAAGGAGAGGAUGUCCUGCAUCAAGUCUAGCUUAUACGAUAGUAGGAACAACAAUAGGAAUGUUGGUGCAGUGCUUUGACUGGAGAAUCAAAGGAGAGAAGGUCAACAUGGAUGAGUGCUUUAAAGAAUUCACCCAAACCAUGGCUUAUCCUCUUACGUUCACUCCUGUUACUCGAAUAUCCACCUUUGACUUAGAAAAUUCACUGAAUUUGCAGACAUAACAGUGAUCAGUGAUAUAGUAGAGUUUGUAAGAGUAGAAAAGAUAACUCUGCUCUAUUGAUUUUUCAUCUGCUUCACCUGCAUCAGACAUAAUCUUUUCCUGUUUUUAGUAUAGUUUGGUUGUGAUUCUCUUUUAGAACAUCUCUAAUGUAUUUUGCUAGUACUUUAUUAUGAUGAAUUAUCACUAUCCGUCCGUGUUAUGGUAGUACUUUAACAUAACACAUACGUUUAAAAGUAA
This is a messenger RNA of Raphanus sativus (radish), 2223 nucleotides long. RefSeq names its product cytochrome P450 705A22. Lineage: Eukaryota; Viridiplantae; Streptophyta; Magnoliopsida; Brassicales; Brassicaceae. The transcript is spliced from 2 exons. The coding region runs from base 401 to 1987 and encodes 528 amino acids. The record is from RefSeq and is a predicted model, not a curated record. Gene Ontology annotation, cellular component: membrane. Gene Ontology annotation, molecular function: heme binding; iron ion binding; oxidoreductase activity, acting on paired donors, with incorporation or reduction of molecular oxygen, NAD(P)H as one donor, and incorporation of one atom of oxygen.